UCCCAAGAAUACAAACAUAGUGUACGUUCUACAUUCGUAAAUAUGGCGAUUCUUCUAUCGCUUGCAAGUUUUGCGAUUGACAACUCCGUCAUUCACAUAUCAAAUUUAACGUAAAUAAUUAUAUAGUAUUAUUUUUAAUAAAAUAAAAUAAUGUUAUUAACAUUAAAACCAGAUCAUAAAAAACAUGUAUUACUUCUUUUAGGACAUACACCGCAAGUUUUACAAGAUUUUUGCAAAUUAGCACUAGAUUAUUUGCAAAAAGGGCCAAAUAUUAAAUUAUAUAACGCAGCAGCUCAGAAAUUGGAUGUUGAAGUAAGUGUAAUUAAGAAUUCAGUGGAAGGACUUGUUAACUUAUUAAUAGAGAGUUGUAGAUAUAAGCUAAAUUCCGAGGACUUUAGAGAUUCAAUAAUAUCUUUAGGUUUUUCGGAACAACAAGAAGUUAUAUUAAGCAAAUUAUAUAAUGUUAAAAAAGAUGAAAUAUUGGAUACACUCAGAGAUAUUGGAUUUAAGUUGCCAGAAUACCAUGAUAUGGAAUGGAGAUUUGAAGUCCAGAUUGCUUCAAGAGCAUUAUUGAAACAAGUUGCUCCUCUCAUUACUUUGGAUUUAUCUAUAAAGGAUCCUGGCAAGGAUGAAAACAUUGAGCAUGUAUUACUUCAAACUGACCCUGUUAAUUUAUCACACAUAACACAACAAUUAGAAGAGGCUCUUCAAGAAGGUUACAGUCAACACAUUCGUAGACUUUCAAGAGCAAUAAAAUGAUUACAUUGUAAUAUAAUUAUAUUUUAUGCAAUAAAAUAUAUAAAUUAUAUACAUAGAAUAUAUUUAAGUCACUUUUUUUUUAGCUGUAUAUUAUAAUAAGACAUCAUGUAUUAACUGAAUCUAUAUUGAUUAUUCCAAUUUAUGCUUAAGAGCAUAUGUAAAGUUUCACUUUGAUUAGAUUAUCCUAAAUUUAAAAUGACGGUGAUGUUCAUACAUCAUACUAUCCUAAAACCUUUGUAAGAGCAAUAUAAAUGCAUUUAUUAAGGCUAUAGAUAAAUUCAUUUAAAUAUUUUA
Bombus pascuorum is the source of this 1053-nucleotide messenger RNA. RefSeq names its product COMM domain-containing protein 2. The record is from RefSeq and is a predicted model, not a curated record. The transcript is spliced from 5 exons. NCBI's taxonomy places the organism in Eukaryota, Metazoa, Arthropoda, Insecta, Hymenoptera, Apidae. Bases 151 to 759 code for a protein of 202 amino acids.